AUUUCUCCUUUCCCGUUGUUCUUCCGCCCUUUGGUUUCCUUCGCUGUAAAGGGAACGCUGGUCUGCGACUUUGACCUCGAAACUGCGUAAUCUCAUCGUCGAUUCAAGACAGGACACACACUUAAUGGGGCCUUCUUGUCCCAAUGGGGAACCUGCGAUUGACACAUUAGACUGGAGAACUCAAUUGCAAUCUGAUGCACGUGAGAGCAUUGUCAACAUGAUAACGGAAGCACUAAAGAAACAACACCUUCCAUUUUCUGGACCAGAGGGAGUCAACGAGCACAGUAAAAUUGCCUCCAGAUUUGAGGAUAAAGUUUUCAACAAUGCUGCUAACUUGUCUCAGAAUGAUUACCUUCGGAAAAUAUCCUUAGAGGUGCUGACGAUAGAAAACACGGUUAAAAAUGCAGCUGAGCCCACCACACCCUUGAAUUCGUCGGCCGGUAAGGCUAAUGUCGAUGUAGGAAGCCUAAUGGACAAUAACAGUCUGAGGCCUUCUUAUCUUCCGAACAGAGAACCUGCCGUGGACACAGGAGACUGGAGAACUCAACUGCCACCUGCUACUCGCAGGAUGAUUGUCAACAAUAUAACGGAUACACUAGUGAAGCACCAUUCCGGGACAGAGAGAACCAACGAGCUCAGGGGAUUUGCUGCCAGAUUGGAGGAGAAUAUUUUCAACACUGCUGAUCACCAGAUCGAUUACCUUCGCCAAAUAUCCGCAAAGAUAUCUCUCCUUGCUGCCAGCAACAGCCUACCCUUGGAUCUAGGUAAUCUUGGCAUAAACAGAGGUGACUGGAGAACUCAACAUCCACCAGGUUCACGCCAGAAGAAUGUCAACAAGCUAUUGGAAACACUGAAGAAACAUGUUCCAUAUUCUGGGAAAGAAGGAAUUGAGGAGCUCAUGAGAAUUGCUGUCAGCUUCGAGGAGUUAAUUUUCAACACUGCGAGAAAUCAGGUGGAUUACUUAAGCAAAAUAUCCUUAAAGAUGCAGAGUUUGGAAGAGGCAACCUAAGUCAAACAAGGGGAGUGUUCUCAAAGCGGUUUAAAUUAUUCUAGGAAUAGCAAGUCCAUAUACAUAUUUGUAUAUAAAGAACACACCUUGAAGAGUUAGAAAGGAAAUACGUGGAUAAACAUGUCAAGUGUAUACU
Molecule: messenger RNA, 1145 nt
Organism: Brassica oleracea var. oleracea
Lineage: Eukaryota; Viridiplantae; Streptophyta; Magnoliopsida; Brassicales; Brassicaceae
Product: mediator of RNA polymerase II transcription subunit 15a-like
Exons: 10
Coding region: 125-1009 (294 amino acids)
Biological process (GO): regulation of DNA-templated transcription
Molecular function (GO): chromatin DNA binding; transcription coactivator activity
Source: RefSeq, a predicted model, not a curated record